CAAUCCGGGCCGGGACCCGGCCGGGGCGUCCCCCUCCCCCCAUGGAGAGAGCCAGGCCGGAGCCGCCGCCUCAGCCGCGCCAACUGACGCGGGCGACCCCGCGGCGCCCGCUGCGCCCCGCUCCGCCCCCGCUGCCUGUCGAGGGCGCCUCCCUUCGGGCAGCGGCCGCGGAGCCCUCUGCGUCGCCGCCCACCCCGUGCGCGGCCGCCAUUGUGACCGUAGCCUCGUCGUGCGGGGAGGCUACGGCGUCGGGCGUACAGCCCGCGGCACGGCGGGUGCUGCAGGUGAACCCGGAGCAGGUGUUACUGCUGCCGCCUGGGCCACCACUGUCUCAGGCCCGGGAGGAAGAGGCAGCCGCCUCUCCCGCGCAGGCGCGGCUGCUGCAGCUGAGGCCGGAGCUACUACUGCUUCCGCCGCCGCCGCCCUCAUCCGAGGGCGUCCCCUGCAGGCCUCAGUUGCACCCGGUGCAGCCCUGGCAGCUGCAUGUUAAGGCAGAGAAGCAGGAGCCGGACCCCAGCUUGGAUCCGUCAGUGGGACCUCGGAGGGCCGUCAAGGCGGGCCCUAAGGCCUCCAGGGCGGCGAAGGCGGGAGGCCCCGGGCCGGCCCUCGACAGCCCCCGAGGGGACGAGAAGGGCAAGUUGGAGGAGGAGGAGGUCAUGAGCUACACGGCGAAAGGCGGUGAAGGCAAAAGCCUGCCGGCCAUCAGAGAAGGAGUCAUCAAAACGGAGGAGCCUGAGAGACUCCGCGAGGACUACAGGGUCGGCACAGAGCCUGCGUCCAGUGGCCUGAUCCAUGGCAGCAAGGAUGUCACCCUGACCCAGCCGUCCAGUGCCUUUGGGCCGCACCAGCAAGACCUCAGGAUCCCUUUGACUCUUCACACCGUGCCCCCUGGGGCCCUGAUCCAGUUUCAGGGACCUCCACCUUCAGAGCUGAUACGAUUGACCAAGGUCCCCUUGACACCAGUGCCUAUUAAAAUGCAGUCCUUACUGGAGCCUUCUGUAAAAAUUGAAACCAAAGAUGUCCCGCUCACCGUACUUCCCUCAGAUGCAGGAAUACCAGAUACUCCCUUCAGUAAGGACAGAAAUGGUCAUGUGAAGCGACCCAUGAAUGCAUUUAUGGUUUGGGCAAGGAUCCACCGGCCAGCACUAGCCAAAGCUAACCCAGCAGCCAACAAUGCAGAAAUCAGUGUCCAGCUCGGGUUAGAGUGGAACAAACUUAGUGAAGAACAAAAGAAACCCUAUUAUGAUGAAGCACAAAAGAUUAAAGAAAAGCACAGAGAGGAAUUUCCUGGUUGGGUUUAUCAGCCUCGUCCAGGGAAGCGAAAACGCUUCCCUCUAAGCGUUUCCAAUGUACUUUCUGGUACCACACAGAAUAUCAUCUCUACAAAUCCAACAACAAUUUAUCCUUGUUGCUCACCUACCUACUCUGUGGUAAUUCCCAGCCUACAGAACACCAUCACUCAUUCCGUUGGUGAAGCUCUACCUGCCAUCCAGCUGCCCCCACCUGCAGUCCAGUGCCCAAGCCCCAUCACACUUUUCCAGCCGAGCAUCUCCAGUACUGCCCAGGUGGCUGUCCAGGCUCCAAGUUUGCCCCUCUGUCCACCACUCCCACCCCAGUGCUUUGCUGGGCCCUCCCAAAUGGACACUCAUCAGCUGCAUUCUGGAGCUAGUUGUUCUGUGAAGAGACCUACUCCUGUCUCUCUGGAGAGCACCAGCAGGAUUCCAACUAGUGCAAAUACUGCCCACGCCAGAUUUGCAGCUUCUACCAUCCAACCUCCCAAGGAGUAUCCCAGCCUCUCCACUUGUCCCAGAAGUGCUCCAAUCCCCCAAGCUCCUCCUAUUCCACACUCACAUGUCUGCCAGCCCCCUCCCCUUGGCCAUGCAGCCACAUUGUUUGGGACCCCACCGCGAUUCUCUUUUCAUCACCCUUACUUCCUACCUGGACCUCACUACUUCCCAUCAAGCACGUGCCCAUAUAGUCGGCCUCCUUUUGGCUAUGGAAAUUUUCCAAGUUCAGUGCCAGAAUGCCUUGGUUAUUAUGAAGACAGAUACCAAAAACAUGAGACUAUGUUUUCAGCUUUAAAUCGAGACUAUCCUUUUAGAGACUACCCAGAUGAACGUGCUCACGGCGAAGAUUCUUGGAGUUGUGAGAGCAUGGAUGGAACCUCUUACUGUAACAGUUAUAGCCACCGUGGGGAAGAAUACUUAAAUCCCGUGCCUCAGCUGGACCCUGGAGCCUUGGAAAGUGUCUUCACAGCCCCGACAUCGACUCCCUCUAACAUCCAGCAAGUCAAUGUCACUGACAGUGAUGAGGAGGAAGAAGAAAAAGUGCUCAGGAAUUUAUAAUUAUAAAACAAAUAUGCACAGAAAAUAAACAUUUCUUAAAAUAUAUUCUGGGUCACUUGAUGUGAGAAAAAAAGCCUAGAAUGCUUUGCUGAGAGUUUUUAGCCAUGAUCUGAGGAGUCAAAACCAAAUGCAAUUUAUGCCUUCAUAAAGUUUUGAUUAGUGAAACUGGAAUCCUGAUGUUUCAUCAUAGGAAUAUUUAAGAUAUGAAGUAGUUUAUUUUUAUGGCUGAAAUUUGCAUCAGCGUAUAUUAUCAUUACUUUAUCUUGGAACGUGCAAAACACUGAAUCCUCACAAUUAUAUGUGAGGGGAAAGGGGGGGGUGUAUAUU
Messenger RNA from Balaenoptera ricei (Rice's whale), 2672 nucleotides. RefSeq names its product SRY-box transcription factor 30 (gene SOX30). Lineage: Eukaryota; Metazoa; Chordata; Mammalia; Artiodactyla; Balaenopteridae. The transcript is spliced from 5 exons. Gene Ontology annotation, cellular component: nucleus. The coding region runs from base 42 to 2345 and encodes 767 amino acids. Gene Ontology annotation, biological process: regulation of transcription by RNA polymerase II. Gene Ontology annotation, molecular function: DNA-binding transcription factor activity, RNA polymerase II-specific; sequence-specific double-stranded DNA binding. The record is from RefSeq and is a predicted model, not a curated record.